Molecule: messenger RNA, 1140 nt
Organism: Epithele typhae
Lineage: Eukaryota; Fungi; Basidiomycota; Agaricomycetes; Polyporales; Epitheliaceae
Exons: 4
Coding region: 1-1140 (379 amino acids)
Source: RefSeq, a predicted model, not a curated record
AUGGCGUCCAUAACGCACACGUUCGUCCCGCCGCCGCCUGGGCUGAACUACAUCGUGGCGUUGGGACCGUCGGUGACGCUGCUCAUGGUCGGGACCGUCUGUGCGUCAAUGCUUAUACCUAUCACCGUCGGUCUCUUCCUCGUCUCGUCUCCAUCCUUUCGACGGUCGCCGCUUUUCAUCCUCAACGUGCUUUCGCUCUGCUUCGGUCUCAUACUCGGGGUCCUGAACAUUAUCGAGCAAGUCCGGGCAAUUCUCGCCAUGCCCGUAAACAAUGCGUUCAACGUCGGCGCGGCCAUCGCGCUCUUCCUCUGUCCGUUCUUCGCCGAGGGUGUGCUCAUCCUCCGCGUCGUCGCCGUCUACCCGCCCGCGCAGCUCUCGUGGCCGAAGCGGGUCGCGAUCUACGGCACGAUCGCCGCGUUCAAGAUCGCGAGGAUAGGAAACUUCGUGCAGGCUACCGUGCAGCUUUGGGACUUCAUGCAGAACAACCCCGACCCGGCCGCGGCGGCGCUUGUCGCCCAGGUGCAGCCGUGGCCGAAGGUGGAGUGGUUUCUGCAGACGUUUGACACCUCAUUCGCUUCGAUGCUCUUCCUCGCGCGGUUGCGCGUGGUGAGCUUCAGGCGGCCAGGCCAGGGAGGGCUGAACGUCAGCACCGGCACGUCGGCAAGCAGCUCCCGAGGCUCCUACCUCUCGCGCCUCCGCCUCCUCUUCUGGAUCGCGGCCUCCAACUUCGUCAUCCCCGUGCUGCUCAACGUCGGGCAGCUCGUGGACCUCUACCUCGACCCGAACUUCCUCAACUACUCGUACAUCUACUUCGUCAACGUGUACGUCGCCAUCGUCGGCACGCUCCUCGCCACCAUCUGGUGCUCCUCCACCGGCGAGGGCGAGGGCACCGGCGGGGCCCGGACGGCGCGUACGACGGCGUCGGGCGCCCGCGCGCAUGGCGACGCUCACGCUGAGCAUGCCGCACUUCGCGACCGCGAGCGAGAUGUCGCGGACCGAGUCGGCGAGCAGCGCGGACGACGGGACGGGGCGCGGCAGCUGGGGCCCGGGUCCGAGAAGGACAAGGGCUUGGGGGAUAUGGUGUUCGAGAUCGUGGCGGUGGAUCGACUCGCGGACGUCGAGAAGGGGAUCAAGGCCUGA